CUCUCAAUGGGCAAAAGCAUAUAUUAACAUUAACAAGUUGCAGAAGUACAAGUCAGAACAACUAUACCAUGAUCAAUAAUCAUUCUGAGCAUCAUGAUAGCAACGAAAAUUAAGCGAUUAAUUUAUAUUAUCAUCCCUUACAGAUGUUCGGCAUCAGAUUUAGAACCUGCAACCGCGUGUUUUUGAAUAAUGCGCUUCUGUUUUCUGAGGUUCCUCAGUCCGAGUAGAUGUGGUAGUUUCAGUAGCGUUAGCUUUACUGGAAAGCCUCAUUUACUUAUGACGUGGAGAAAACUAAAUUCUGAAAGCGAUCGUUCCGUGGUGGGAACCAACAAUCAAUACUUAGUUUACGAAAGCCCACACCGUAGACUUGUCUUAGGCGCUAAGACAUUUUCAGUGCUUUCCAGUUCUAUCGUUCUCUUUUCACAACCUAUUUUGUUUUUUAAAAUCCCUGACCCGAAGGUAUUUUGUUUCGCUCUUGUUAGUGGCCUGUUGUUCUCCCUUUCUACUCCGCUCUUGCUGCAUCUUUUGACUUCUAGUCAUGUUACAGAAUUAUAUUAUGACAAGGAAAGCAAAAUGUUUACUGCUUGUCUAAAAGGAAUACUUCUCAAUACCAAGAAAUUGGAAUUCACUGCUGAAGAUGUCAAAUACAUCGAGCCGACCAUCACAAUGGCAAGCAUUAUGGCCAAAGGUGUACCGUUAUUUGUUUCAGAAGAUCACUUCAAAGAUAUUGAAGUGUAUAAACAAUUAGUGCGAUUUAAUGAGCCAGUGGAUGUAAAAAAAUUCUGAAUAAAUGCUUGGCAUCAAUAAUUCACGUUUUGGUCUUUUAUUAGAUUUAUUAUUUCUCUCUGGUUGAUUUCCUUUCCUAUAUAUUUAGGGAUCGAAAUGUCGUCCAGAUGAAACUAACAUUAUCAUUGCUUAGGACUUCUGUACUCAGUCUCCUUCAGAUAAUUCAUGAAUUAAGUUGUGUUCAGAGUCUAAAGACACAAGAAUACCUAGUUUCUGCAAAAUGACCUUUGGUGUCUAUCCUGAUGUAUCACUCACCAGGGAAGUAAAUCAAAUAAGAAGCAUUUGUUAAACGAAUAAAUAUAGGUACUUGCUGCAUAAAAACUUGCAGAUGAUUUAAAAUCUUGAGAUUAGUUCAGAUUAGUUUUCCGAUUAGUCUCACCAUUGGUCCUGGAUGUAUUGUUGCUAAUGUUUUUUGCAUUCCCAGCUCGACAACUACAUUAUGUCCAUAUUUCGGCUGACAGGUUUCUAACAGUUUAAUAACAUAAGUGUUCGGUGUUCAAACGAACUAUAAGUUGCAUUAUCACUGCAUAUAGGUUGCGACGAUAGCUUUCUACUUUCAUUUUUCUCUUCUGCAUUUAUAAAUAAUUUAGACAUUUAGCUCAUGGUUCUCAUUGCACGUACAUAUGUUAAUACCGGAGAUAUAUCUUCCCAUAAAGUAUGCAUACAUAUACGUCAAAGGAUCACAUAUUUGUUACCAUGUUAACCGAAUGUGUCUUUAUUUGAAGUUUUUAAACCUUUAUUUUCCCUUAGCGCCCAUGUUGGACUAUUCUUUCUUAUGGGACUGUGUACAACCAUGACUACAGGAUUAUUGUUUCGUCGCCGCCAAUUAGUUUCACAGAUUUUCACUCGGUUCAAUUAUAGUAAUUCAUUUGGCUCUACAAGUUCGAAGAAAAGAGCUCCUGGACAUACGCUCCAACCUUUUGUAUGCAGUAAACGAGUUGUUGUGAAAGCAGGUAAUGGCGGCAAUGGUUGUAUUGCGUUCCGACGUGCCUUUUGUAAUCCACACAGUGGUCCUAGUGGUGGAGACGGUGGAAAUGGUGCUCAUGUAAUUUUCAAAGCUGAUAAAAAUAUAUCUGAUUUAUCAAAUAUACCCACAGUUGUACAAGGUGAUAAUGGUGUGAACGGUUCAAUUGAUGAUUGUCAUGGGGCAAAUGCUGAUCAUUUAUAUCUACAGGUUCCGAUAGGUACACAAAUUUUUUCUGUUCAUAAAAAUUCUGUUGAAAGUCCAAAUCAAAUAUCAAAUGAUGAUGAUGAUAAUAAUAAUAAUCAAUCUAUUAACCUAGUUAAAACGUUAAACGCAGAUGGUGAUAUAUUUCUAGCUGCACGUGGUGGUGCUGGUGGUAAAGGCAAUACAUUUAUGACACAUGCAACAUUAGCGACAGAUUCAUUAAAGUUACCUAGUCGUAAAAAUGCUCCAUUACGUAUUGCUGAAUAUGGUGGUAAAGGUCAGUUGUGUGAAUUCAUUCUACGAAUGUCAAAACUAGCAGAUUUAGGCUUUGUAGGGUGUCCUAAUGCAGGAAAAUCUACAUUAUUAAGAAGUUUAACAAGAGCUAGACCUAAAGUUGCACCAUAUCCAUUUACUACCCUACAACCACAUAUUGGAAUGUUACAUUUUCCAGAAAAUUAUAAUCUCACUUUAACUGAUUCAGUAGAUGAUAAUGAUAAUCUCGAUAUAUCAAAUCGAACUCAUUCUAUAGCUAUUGCUGAUCUUCCAGGUCUUAUUCAUGGUGCUGCUGAAUAUAAUAAAGGUUUAGGAAUCGAAUUUUUAAGUCUCGUCGCUGAUUGUUCCAUACUAGUUUAUGUCAUUGAUUAUGGAACAUUGUGGUGUGAUCAUAAUGUAAAUCAGUUGGAUGAAAUAGAAAAUGAACUAAUUGAUCAAUUAUCUAUGCUUUAUUAUGAAGUGACCACUUAUGAUAGAAAUCUUUGCAAUCAGGAUAAGUGUUUUAUAUUAGGCAGUAAAUUAGAUUUAAUUUUUCCAAAUAAAAUAGAUUCAAGUGAAUCGAAUGUUGAUAAUACAGAUGGAAAUGCCAUACUUUUUAGAAAAUUACACCAUAUAUUGCAUAAAGCUGCUUGUUCGGUUUCUAUGAUUAAGGAUACACCGGAAAGUAUAGACCAAGUAAUGCUCGUUUCAGCCAAACGGGGUGAUAAUAUUCUUCACUUGGCGUAUAAACUUUGGAAUUGUGUACAGAAUAUGAAAGAUAAAAAGAACUAAUUUACUUCUCUGUAUAGUUGUAUAUUCUUACAAACAUAUUUUUUGUAUGAAACGAUGCUUAUUCGAUCUUUCCUACGCAAAUACUAGUGUAUAAAAAUGACUGUGAAUCCUAAUUAAAUGAGAUUUAUACUCA
Molecule: messenger RNA, 3131 nt
Organism: Schistosoma bovis
Lineage: Eukaryota; Metazoa; Platyhelminthes; Trematoda; Strigeidida; Schistosomatidae
Source: the annotation of a GenBank genome assembly